AUGGAGAAUAACAAAAUUGGAAAUGAUGUACAAGAUAUUUCGAAAUUAGUUAAUUUAAAAACUCUUAAUAUAAGUAUUAAUAAUAUUGGGAAUGAAGGAUUAAUAAUAGUAUGCAAUUUAAUUAAUUUAACAAAUCUUAAUAUUGAGAAUAACGAUAUUGGAGAUGAAGGUGUACAAGAUAUUUCGAAAUUAGUUAAUUUAACAAAUCUAAACAUAAAAAGCAAUGCACUUCGAAGCAAAGGAGCACAGGAAAUUUCAAAAUUAACUAAUUUAACAAGUCUUAAUGUCGCAGAAAACAAUGUAAUGUUAUCAGAAAAAAAUUUGUCCCGUAACAAUAUAACACACCAAAUUGAGAAUGACGGUAUAAAAUCUAUAUUUAAUUUAAUUAAUUUAACAAAUCUCAAUAUCCAGAAUAACGAUAUUGGAGAUGAAGGUGUACAAGAUAUUUCGAAAUUAAUUAAUUUAACAAAUCUUGAUAUAGGUAAUAACAAAAUUAGAGAUGAAGGUAUAAAAUCUAUAUUUAAUUUAAUUAAUUUAACAAAUCUCAAUAUCCAGAAUAACGAUAUUGGAGAUGAAGGUGUACAAGAUAUUUCGAAAUUAAUUAAUUUAACAAAUCUUGAUAUUUGUCAAACCAAAAUCGGAGAUAAUGGUGCAAAAGAAAUUUGCAAAUUAAUUAACUUGACGAAACUAGUUUGUUGGAAUACUGAUAUUGCUACUAAUAAUCAAAUUAACAUAUUAAAAAAUGAAAAGAAUCAAAAAUUGAAAUCUGGACUAAAGGAGAAGUAUAAUAAAUUGCUUGAAAUAAAACAAGCAAACGAAAAAGCAAUUCAGAACUACAAAAACCAAAAUGACAACUUGAAAAAUGAAAAUGAAGAGUUAAAAUCUCAACUAUGUGCUUUCGGGCCUGAAAUUAUACAAAUGCAAUCCAAAUACAAAAAAUUUAUUGAAAAACUUACAACUGAUCACGAAACAGAGCUGAAGAAAAUGAAGUUAGAAAAUGAAAAAAAGGUUAAAAUGUUAGAAUUCUGGUUAGAGUCACAUAAUUGA
Molecule: messenger RNA, 1047 nt
Organism: Naegleria gruberi
Lineage: Eukaryota; Heterolobosea; Eutetramitea; Acrasida; Naegleriidae
Exons: 1
Coding region: 1-1047 (348 amino acids)
Biological process (GO): activation of GTPase activity; nucleocytoplasmic transport
Cellular component (GO): cytosol; nucleus; perinuclear region of cytoplasm
Molecular function (GO): GTPase activator activity; small GTPase binding
Source: RefSeq, a predicted model, not a curated record